GUUUGACACAAACAUGUGUGAAGUGUUGUGUUUUGGUUUGUCUUUGAAAUGAGUUUUUGAAGAGUUUUUCGCCGAAAGUGUCACUAAUUUUGGGAUCAAUUGAGUGAAUGUCUCGACAGAAGCCAAACGUUUUGAUCGCCGGAACGCCCGGAACCGGAAAGACAUGUAUUUGUAGGCAAGUUGUCAAACACUUACCACACCUGCAGGUCAUCGAUGUCUCGCACUUCGCCAAAAGCAACGAUUGCAUUGAAUCACAUGAUAAUGAGUUGGACACAGACAUCAUCGACGAGGAUAUGCUGGACAACAAGCUCUCGCCGGUCAUCGCUGAAGGCGGUUAUCUCAUUGACUAUCACUCACCCGAUCUGUUCCCCAAAGAGCUCAUUGAUGUGGUAUUCAUAAUCCGAUGCAAUAAUACUUUACUCUACGACCGACUGAAGGCCAGGGGUUAUAACGAGGAGAAGAUCACGACUAACAUCGAGUGCGAGAUCUUCGAGACCAUCGCUGAAGAGGCCGUCGAGUGGUUCGGCGCCGAUGUCUGCCAUCAGUUGGUCAACGAGAAGGACGAAGACUUGGAGACCAAUUGUCAGCGCAUUUGCGAUUGGAUUAACAAAUAUGAGUCCAAAUCAUAGAUUUAUUUGUUACUCAUUUUAACCGCUAUUUUCUAAUCAAUCGCUUCCCUUAUCUCUGAAAUGCUUUUAUUUUGAAUCAAAUAUUUAAUUUACAAAUUGUAAUACAAUUUAAUAGUUUUGUACUUCAAUUCAAUUGCAAUCAAAACAUACCAUCCCUUUGAUGAGAUGGCAUUUGUUUGAGGCGUUGUAUUCACAUUAAGCUUAUGACAAGUUUUGUUAUUUUUCAAA
This is a messenger RNA of Oppiella nova, 857 nucleotides long. Lineage: Eukaryota; Metazoa; Arthropoda; Arachnida; Sarcoptiformes; Oppiidae. The record is from the annotation of a GenBank genome assembly.